GUGGAGAUCGACGGGCCGACCAGCGCCCCGCGCCUCCUCUGGAGUGACCUGUCCCUGGAACGCCCGGGCUUCGACAGGCGCGAGCUGGCGAGGCUGGCCGCGGCCGCCGUGGUGGAGGAGAGGCCCGCGUGGUCUCUUGGACCUCUGGGCGAGCAGCAGGGCGCCCCUGGUGCCCUCCGGGUGGCCACGUGGAACUGCGGCGCCCUGGUCCACCACGAGCUCCCGGGCAUCCACUCGAGAGUCGGCUACAUCAACGACCACUUGCACACAGGAACUAUUUUGGCGUUGCAAGAGGCCCACGGCUCUCCAAGUUCACUCCGCGAAGUCCAACGUCGCAUACUAGCGCGAGGGCGCUGGUUCAAUUCGUUCUGCAGUGGGGGCCGCUCCGCCGGCGGUCUGGCCACCUUCUCCCCUGCGACGGCGGGCUACACCACCUGCGUCCCUCUCGAGUUUUGCCCUGGUCGUCUACUACGCGUGGAGGCCCGACAUCAGAGGGGAGACCGCACGCAUCGCAUUAUUCAUGGGAACGUGCACAGUUUUGAGAUUCCGCCUGGCACCCUGGCCAAGGCGCAGAAGCAGAUGAAGCAGGACACUGCUGAUUGCCAGUUGUCGCCUGGACUAUGCGUCACCUUCGUUGCUGGGGACUUCAACUCGGCCCUCCGCGGCGCCACUGAGAUGGUACCCAUGGCGCCCACCCAUUGGACCGAGGAAGCCAAGACCGCCACCGACAUAGACGAGAUCUUCGUGGCCCAGCCGGCAUGGCCGUCGUGCCGCACUGCCCAGCAGAUGCAAGCCGAUGGCGAACCGCAGGAGUUGCAUCUCGCCAAGAUCUCGGACCACGCGUUGGUCACACUGAGCUGGGCCCACCGUCGGGAGUGGCACAACCCCGCCGGCCAGCCUGCGCCGAUCCCGGCCUCCAUCCUGAACCACCCGAAGUUUGCCGAGUACUUCGAGCAGUGGUUCGCGCAGCGCGUCGGCCGAUUGGUGCGCGACUGGCGCCUGCGCAACGACGCUGGCGGCAAGUACUCCACCGCCAUGCUAUGGCGACAGGCCGCGCGAGUCGCGUGGAGACAUGACGUGCGCCUUGGGCGACUGCUGGUCCGCGAUUGUCCGUGGCGGGGGCAGUUCCUCGAGAUCCGCGAGGCUCACCGCAGCGUCGUGUUUCUCCAACGUGCUGAAUUCCAGCGCCUGCACGACUUGGCCCGACGUCGCGAAGCCCAUUCGCUGAUAGCUGCUGGGCGAGCGGAGGAGCAGGAACACCAGCUCUGCUCGCUUGCCAGGGGCGCGAGGCGACACCAGCUCCGCGGGAGGCGGAAGCGAGCGCAGAUUUGGCGCGCCAUUCAGCCGCAACGUUUGCUGGCCGGCGCGGUGCUGGACGGCGAGGUGCACCGUUCGGAUCAAGUUCGGGAGCUUGCGUUUGCCAGCUACUGUGGCGACGUCUUUUUCGACCAGGGAGCGCCCCCGGUGUCGCCGCAGAAGCAGCGGCUCAUCGAGCGCUACCUGUCUGCCCACUGCGUCAAGCACUUCGACUGGGAGUGUUGCGGCGAGCCCGUCAUUCAGGACUUCUUUCACGUGCUAAAGCGCAUGAAGGCGAUUGGCCUGCCGCUUUACGCCGACUCGAACGGGGCCAUCGGCGCGUUCCCGCCGAAGGGGGUCAAGGACGCCGACGGCGACGAAGGGGCCAUCCGCGCACCUGCGGUUACUCGGCCGCUGGCGUUGCGCAACACCUCCAUGAAGGACGAGGCUGACGAGACGUCACCAGUGACCGUGCGGACGCUCUCAGACCUUGCCACCCCCUGCUUCCUGAUCGCGUUUGCCCCCAGCCGACCCACGGGGCCGGUGACCUUCGCAACGCAGGCGAAGGGGCCCCAAGCUGGUCGCGGCGCCCUGCGGCCCCUCCGUCCGUGGGCGUUCAGCUUUGACUUCAAGCAGGCCUUCCCCUCAGCGAUGCACGGCCGGCUCUGGGCCGUCAUGCGGAAGUGGGGGGUGCCGCUCGGGCUGCUGAGUGUGAUGCAGAUGCAGUACCUCGCGACCUACGUGGUGGCGGCUGCGGGCUGCGUGCUCUUCGCGCGGCGAUGUGGCGUGCUGCAGGGAGGCCCUGCCAGCGGCUCGGCGUUCGCGAUGGCGGCGGACCCCUUCGCGACCGACAUGCACGCGCAGGGCAAAUCUUUCUGGUGCAUCGACGACUCUGCGGCGGGCUUACUCGACCAGGACGGCAUCUUAGUACUGCGCCGCGCCUUCAAAGCCGCCGAGACGCUAGCGGGCCCGGUGCUCAACUUGGCGAUGUGCCAGGCGGUCCCGCCGUGGAGGGCGCCGUCCGACGACUCCUUCGAGGAGGCGAGGCUCUGGCCGGCCACGGUCGUCGAGGCCUGCAUGUCCUCGGAGUUUGGCUCGGUCC
Prorocentrum cordatum is the source of this 2398-nucleotide messenger RNA. The record is from the annotation of a GenBank genome assembly. NCBI's taxonomy places the organism in Eukaryota, Dinophyceae, Prorocentrales, Prorocentraceae.